AUGUCGACCUCGUCACUGGCACUGUUGCUGCUGUUAUUAGCGCUAGGGGGGGCACCCCACGCCGCGGCGGAAUUUCUGGGGUGUAAUUACAGCCUUUUCUUUGAGCCCUCCAUGACCUCGCUGGCGAUUAAAAAGUUUUACAGCAACACGGGAGGCCGCGAGCGGUGGCCCAAACAGUUUACGCGGGGCUGGGAAACAGAUGAGCCGUGUGCGUGGGACAAUGACGAGAGGGCCCAUCCCGCACCUGCCGGACUUCGCUGUGUGAAUGGAAGUGGACACCUUUUUCCGCCGGUAUCUGAUGGGGGUCUUCUGUUUCUGGAGCACUAUAGCGGUGAAGCAGAGGGCGAAAUACCACGGGAAUUCAAGGCCUUUCAGAUGACGAGCUUCAUUGGUCUUUCCUUCAACAAAUUGAACGGAACAAUAUGGGACACGAGCUAUCAUUGCUUCAUGCAGAAAUUGGACUUGGCGCACAAUCGCCUCAGUGGUUCGCUUCCGUAUGACUUCAUGGCGCGGAACAUCCACGUCGAGAUUAUUAAUUUGGCAUACAACGAGUUUAGUGGGGCGUUGCCGAGAUCGUUGUCGACACUGAAAAGCCUUGUGGUGCUGCUCCUGGAACAUAACCGCUUUUCGGGUGAAAUACCGGAUUUGUUUUUGCUGCAGAGGCUGCGCCACAUUUCACUCGGGCACAACAACUUCUCCGGCCGCCUGGGCCCAUGGGUUGCACAGAUGGCGAACUUGGGGUGGUUGGAGCUGCAGCACAAUCGCCUGGAAGGGCCUCUUCCGGAGCUGCCAGCGAAAAUCACUCGCGUGGAUUUUGCUGGUAACAACUUCUCAGGCAGUGUCCCGGAGAGUUACGGCGAACUUGCUUACAUGAGGCACUUCAACUGUACCGGUUGCAGCUUAACCUGCCCGCGGUACAAUCUUCUCAGUCAUCUUCGCUACUCGUCGCACUGCAAAGAAAACUAA
Trypanosoma conorhini is the source of this 966-nucleotide messenger RNA. RefSeq names its product Leucine-rich repeat transmembrane protein kinase. The record is from RefSeq and is a predicted model, not a curated record. The transcript has a single exon. The coding region runs from base 1 to 966 and encodes 321 amino acids. Lineage: Eukaryota; Euglenozoa; Kinetoplastea; Trypanosomatida; Trypanosomatidae. Gene Ontology annotation, molecular function: protein binding.